AUGGAUGGUCACGGCUACCCGCCGGGCCAAGGCCCGCCUAGCGGCGACGGAGAGUACGGCGAAGAGUGGGCUCGCGACUUGAGGGUAAAGUUCGAGUCUCUCCUCCGUGACAAGAGGAUGACCGACCUGCGGGCAUCCUCGCGCCAAAACAGCCCCCAGCCCAGAGAAAGUGCAAGCAGCACCAACCUCCGUGGCCUCGCAUCACCCGGCCCCGGUCGCCCUUCAACGUCACACAGCUCAACACCCAUGCCGCCAACACCGCCCGCCUACUCCCGUCACCUUCCCAAGAUCCCCACCCCUCCCGCGCCCAACGACCGCGACUCACAAAAGUUUCGCAACCUCAUGAUCAGCCUUUCUCUCACCCCGACCAAGUACGAGAACCCCGGUUUGCUGGACGAGGCCCUGCAGUGCAUACCGCUCGACCGGAUAUACGGCGAGGCCGAGGAGGAGUGUCAAGUGAUGCAGGCUGAGGCCGAGAGCAUGGGAGACGGACGCAAGACCACUUGGGGUUACCAAGACUGUGUUAUCCGCGCACUAUUGAGAUGGUUCAAGCGAUCCUUCUUCACCUGGGUCAACAACCCUCCAUGCCCCGUCUGCCUUUCACCCACCAUCGCUCAAGGCAUGACGCCUCCAACACCCGACGAGAGUGCUUGCGGCGCACUUCGAGUCGAGCUCUACCGCUGCUCAGCCGGCGACUGCGGCGCUUACGAACGAUUUCCGCGAUACGGCGACGUGUGGCGACUCCUUCACACCCGUCGAGGACGUGUUGGCGAAUGGGCGAAUUGCUUCAGCAUGCUUUGCCGUGCUGUCGGGGGCAGAGUUCGCUGGGUGUGGAAUGCCGAGGAUCACGUCUGGACCGAAGUCUACUCAGAACAUCAAAAGCGCUGGGUUCACGUCGACGCUUGCGAGGAGGCAUGGGACAACCCUCGCCUCUACACUGAGGGUUGGGGCAAGAAGAUGUCGUACUGCAUCGCCUUCUCCAUCGAUGGCGCCACCGAUGUUACCCGACGCUACGUACGCAAGAGCGAGUUCACUGCGGAGCGCAAUCGGUGUCCCGAGGAAGUCCUGCUAUAUAUCCUAAACGAGAUCAGGGGUAUCCGACGCAGCAACAUGAACAAGGACGAAAAGUUCAGGCUCGAGAAGGAGGACAGCCGCGAGGACCGCGAGCUCCGUGGAUACGUCAUCAACUCGAUUGCCCAGGCCGUCACCGAUCUCGUCCCUGGCAUGCCUAGCCCGUCUAGCAGCGCGCCUAUCGCUCAGGCUCCGCCCAGGAGACGUGAUGAUACCAAGUUGCCUGCUGAGCAACCUGGUCGCCAGACGGGCUCUGCCGAGUACCUUGCCGCGCAAGCCAACGCGAGGCAUCAUCAGUUCCCCCCUCACGACCCGAGCCGUCGCCGCGACCUGCCUUGA
Molecule: messenger RNA, 1410 nt
Organism: Colletotrichum spaethianum
Lineage: Eukaryota; Fungi; Ascomycota; Sordariomycetes; Glomerellales; Glomerellaceae
Product: protein PNG1
Exons: 2
Coding region: 1-1410 (469 amino acids)
Biological process (GO): protein deglycosylation; protein quality control for misfolded or incompletely synthesized proteins; glycoprotein catabolic process
Cellular component (GO): nucleus; cytosol
Molecular function (GO): peptide-N4-(N-acetyl-beta-glucosaminyl)asparagine amidase activity
Source: RefSeq, a predicted model, not a curated record